This is a messenger RNA of Belonocnema kinseyi, 2491 nucleotides long. RefSeq lists its product as uncharacterized. Lineage: Eukaryota; Metazoa; Arthropoda; Insecta; Hymenoptera; Cynipidae. The transcript is spliced from 5 exons. The record is from RefSeq and is a predicted model, not a curated record. The coding region runs from base 111 to 1625 and encodes 504 amino acids.
UGAAUGAGUUUCAGUACUUUAGUUGAUUCCGUCGGUUGCUGAUCAUUAAAGCAUCGUUGCAAAUUAAAGACGUCUACGUAACUAUAAAAAAUCUCUAAGAUCCUGAAAACAUGAAAGAACAAACGUCUCCUCAUAUUAUCGAAAUCCUAAACUCUAAAACACAAACCGAAAAAUUUAAAAAAGAUGAAUUAAUGAAAUACAGUGAUAACGCAAGUGAUUUUUCUGAAGUUUCCGUAAUAUUAUACGCUAAAAUAGAGGAAGGAGAGAAAAUUAAGGAAAGUAUAGGAAGUAAUGAAUCAUCGAAUCUCGAAGAAAUUAAUCUUAAUUUGAAAGCUUCCGACAUUAAGGGAAAAGAUUUAGAUGCCAGGUUAACGGAAUUGUUAACUGGAGGAAAAUUUCCAGAAAAUUUUCUGAAUUCGCCCAAGAGCGAGCAAAAAGAUUGGUUACGCAAUAAAAUGAAGAUGGAGUUACCAGAUUUGCCCGAUAAUUUGAUAAAUUUGUUAGUUGGAACUGCUUUUGAUGGAGAUUGUGGAAGAACACUUGAGGAAAGACCGGAUUGGUUAGAUUUAGAGAAAUUUAAAAGAGGGCAAAAAUUUGCGAGGCGUCAUGCUUUUGGGUUAUCGUAUGCGCAGUUGUUGUCACUUUUUGUUUUAUUUUCAUUCGAAGAUGGACUGAAACCUUUGGUUAUCACUGGGAAAUCAAGCACGCCUUAUACGGCUUUCAAAAGAUACCUCUCAACAGGGAUACGUCUUCGAAAUUGGUACGCAGAGGAUCCUUGGACGAAGGAUACAGCGGCUUACAAUGACAUUAAGGCAGUCAGAAAAAUGCAUGCAAAUGUUCGAAGGAGAUUGGAAAAAACGAAAAAUGAGGAUAUAGAUGCAGAGGCUAAAAUUCAGAAUCCAUAUUGUCCAACAAGGGAUACUCUUUUACAGGAUUUCAAAUCAGCUUGUCCUGCACCUGCCCCAGGGCAAUGCCCUUAUAUGGCUUUUCAAAAUACUGAGGUAGUACCUGUGAGACCGAAAGGGCUAAAUCAGGGAGAAAUGGUGGCGACCCAAUUUGGUUUUUUGGGAUUGCUUGUUUUGUACCCCAAAUAUUUUGGUGUUCAUAAUGUGACUGAAAAAGAUUUGGAGGAUUUUUGUCAUACUUGGCGGGGACUGGGAUAUCUUCUUGGAAUUGAUGAUGAUUUAAAUCUUUGUCGGGGAUCCUUGAGUGACAUAAAACAACGAUGUACGGACUUUUUGGAACUUUGGGCAAAACCUAAUUUCAGAGAUUUUACACCUGAAUGUGAGCAUAUGAUGAGAUGUGUUGUGGACGGUUUACAAUAUUAUUGGCCCGGUGUCACUUAUGAAAUAUCUAUCUUAUAUUUAUCUGAAAUACUUAAUUUACACAUGCCGAGAUUGUAUUCAAGUUUAUCUUACGUAGAUCGGAUUAAGCAUAAUAUUAUCAAGUCCUUUUUCUGUUAUACGAGUCGAUUGCCUGGUAUGAUGACGCUAAUGAAUAAAAAACUUGAUGCGGCUUUCGACAAAGCAUUGAAUUUUAAUCCUGAAAAACAUGAGGAAUUAAAAAAGAAAUCUGAAGAAAGCAUACAAAGAAGAUUGUUAAUGGAUUUUAGUACUUAUUUAUAAUAUUUAUACCAAAUUAUGUAUUUGGAUCGAAAUAAGUUUUUGUAUUUGAGCCAAAGAUGUUUGCUUAAGGCCAUGUAAUAUUUAUUCGAUUUCUACUUUACCGACAUUUAUUUUUCAUUAUAUCAAUUUCAAACAAAAUUAAAUAUCAAGCUGAAAGGCUUGGGUAAUAUGUAAAAGGAACUAAGAAACUUUUAUGUACUAAUAAGUAAUUACAUCUACAAAAAAAUUUUUUUACAUUUUUUUUGUUUCUGUAAAACUUUAUUAGUAAAUAAACGUUCCUUAGUGCCGUCUCUUUAUUUUCUCAAACAUUUAGCUCGAAAUCACAAUUCAUUUGGAAUUGGUAUAAUAAAAAAAAUGUCGGUAAGGUAGGAAUUGAAUAAGUAUUAAAUGGCCGCAAGGCCAUGUAAUGCUUAUCUGAUUUCUACUUUACCGACAUUUUUUACAACAAUUCACGUCCACACGAAUUGAGAUCUCGAAUUAAAAAAUUUGGAAAGUCAAGAAUAUUUCUUAGUAUCUUUUAUACAAUCUGCCGAAUAUUCAACAUGAUAACUUAAUUCCUGUGGACGUGAGAUGUUGCCAAACAAUGUCGAUAAGGUAGGAAUCGGAUAAAUAUUACAAUAUUACAAUAUUACAAUAUUACAAUAUUACAAUAUUACAUAAUAAAUAUUACAUAUAUUAAUUGUGUUUUAUGAGCUUUUUGCUGUUAUUGCCUGUGUUAGUGAGAUAUAUUAAUAAUUUUUUUGUCGAUCUGAAGGUGCUAUUAAAUUUUAUGUAAUUUUGGAAAGCGGAGUAAAAGAAAUUGUAGGAAAAUGUAGUUUUGAUACGUGUUGUGUAAAUAUUACUUAUUGAAUAAAAUUGAAAAAAAA